GCGUAGCGCCAAUUUGACUUGCUUCUGCCCGCCGUGUGCUUCCGCCUUCGAUACGUAUAUAAGCGCGGGCGACGCGCGUGGCGCCAACGAGCAGAGCGCGCGCAGCACGCGGCGCCGGCGGCCAACGCAUCACGAGACAUGGCGGAUCCAUUCUUCUACUUCGGCCAGGACGACGCCGACUUCGGCGAGGACUACCUGAUGAGCCUCGGCCUGAUCCUCCCGCCGCCAGCGGCAGCGUUGCCAAUGCCGGGCAGCGCGUUCGAGGCGUACCAGCGGCAGCGCGCGCCGGCGUUGCUGGAGUCACCGAUGGGCCGCGGUCAUCAGCACAGCAACUCCGGCGCCGGCAGCGGGGCGAACGUGAACGUUCACCGGAGGAUGUUUGAUUACCUGAGACGCAUUGUCCACCACGACGCCGCGGCGGCCGGAACAGCUGUGCACCCGGCGCCCGGGAACGAGGAGGCUGCCACCGUGCCGUCGUCGACGCCGCAGGCGCCGCGAAGCUCGCGGUUCCGGCACAUCAUGCGCGAGCGGCUGCGGCGGGAGCGCGUCAGCCAGGGCUUCGCCGACCUCCACGCCCUCCUGCCCCCCGGCGCCUCGUCCAAAGGUAGCAAGAACGACAUCGUCGGCGCGGCAGCGGGCUACAUCUGGGAGCUCGAGGGGAGGAAGGGGUGGCUCCGCGCGAGGAACCAGGAGCUGAUGCUGGAGCGGGCUGCCAGCAGCCGCUGGAGGGGAGGAGGAGCGAGGAAUGCCGGCGGCGGCGGCGGGAACGACAUGGUGGUGAAGGUGCGAGCCGAGAGCGGGGACCACGCGACGGCGGUGGACGUGUUCGAGGCGGUGCUCCGUCGACUCAAGGCCAUGGAGGAGCUCCGGGUGACGGCGAUCCGGUCGUGCUUCUGCGCCGGCGGGAUGUGGAUGGACGUCGGAGUGGAAAGCCACCAGGUAUCCACGCGUGAGGUGGACAAGGCAAUAACAAAUGCCUUGAUGGAGCUUUCUGGGAACGAACUCGGCAAGCAAGAUCCAAGCAGCAGCAAGCCGAGAUUUAGCUGCCAAGUCGAAAGUGGUGUGCCGAUGGGUUGAUGUUGGUCGUUACACGAGUAGCUAGAGACGAUGAAUUCCUAUGACACCGUUAGUUUACUAAAAUUGUAAGUCGUUUUGGUUAUAGAUAUUUAUAUAUAUGCACUAACUAAAUAUAGUGUAUAUCUAAAAAAAUCAAAACAGCUUACAUUUUAAAACGGAAGGAAUAAGGUGAAAUUUUAUUUUAUUUAUGCAGUUACUUAAUAACCGCAUUGGCAUUUUUUUUUUAAAAAAAGUUUCUUUA
Molecule: messenger RNA, 1318 nt
Organism: Setaria italica (foxtail millet)
Lineage: Eukaryota; Viridiplantae; Streptophyta; Magnoliopsida; Poales; Poaceae
Product: transcription factor BHLH148
Exons: 3
Coding region: 139-1077 (312 amino acids)
Molecular function (GO): protein dimerization activity
Source: RefSeq, a predicted model, not a curated record